Arabis nemorensis is the source of this 537-nucleotide messenger RNA. Lineage: Eukaryota; Viridiplantae; Streptophyta; Magnoliopsida; Brassicales; Brassicaceae. The record is from the annotation of a GenBank genome assembly.
AUGAUCAUCUCGGAGGAAAACCGCAGAGAAAUCUGCAAGUAUCUUUUCAAAGAAGGAGUUUGCUUUGCGAAGAAGGAUUUCAAUCUUGCUAAGCAUCCUUUGAUUGAAUCAGUACCCAACCUACAAGUGAUCAAGCUCAUGCAGAGUUUCAAAUCCAAGGAGUAUGUGAAGGAGACAUUCGCAUGGAUGCAUUACUAUUGGUUUCUGACCAACGAAGGAAUUGAGUUCUUGAGAACUUAUCUUAACCUUCCAUCUGAUGUUGUUCCUGCUACGUUGAAGAAGUCAGCUAAGCCCCCUGGUCGUCCAUUUGGUGGCCCACCUGGUGAUCGCAGAGGACCACCUCGCUUUGAAGGAGACCGUCCUAAGUAUGGUGACCGUGAUGGGUACCGUCGUGGUGGUGGUGAGUCUGGAGGUGAUAAGGGUGGAGCACCAGCAGAUUACAAUCCAUCUUUCCAAGUAAGUGGUGGUAGACCAGGCUUUGGCCGUGGUGCUGGUGGUUACAGUGCGGCUGCACCAUCUGGUUCAGGUUUCCCUUGA